Messenger RNA from Limulus polyphemus (Atlantic horseshoe crab), 3998 nucleotides. RefSeq names its product protein IWS1 homolog. Gene Ontology annotation, cellular component: nucleus. The record is from RefSeq and is a predicted model, not a curated record. Lineage: Eukaryota; Metazoa; Arthropoda; Merostomata; Xiphosura; Limulidae. Bases 150 to 2063 code for a protein of 637 amino acids. The transcript is spliced from 6 exons.
AAAUUUACAAUUUAGCGCGUUUUUGGGAUAGGUCGUGUACGUAGAAUUAAAAAUAAAAUUUUAAGAUACGAUUUAAUUAAAAGUCUUAUGUAUAAGCUUUGGUCUAUUCGUGUUUUUUAUAUGAGUGAGAAUUAUAUUUCUGUUUCAAAAUGAGUGAUGGAAUAGUAACUAUGCUGGAUUUCGUAAGAAAAGCUAUCAGUGAAACAGAAGAUUUAGGGUCUCUAACAAUUCGUGAUCUUCGUACUGGUUUUAUGAAUGAACUAAAGUUACAGUCUUUGAGUUCUGAGGAAAAAGAAACUUUCAGAACAAUUGUAGACAUAGCCCUUGAAGAAAAUAACCAAAUCAAAUCAUCAAAAAAGGAAAAUGCUGGAUGCAGUGAUAAACCAAGAAUGAUGACAAACACUAGAAAGAAAACAUUAACAGACUCAAGUGAAACAUUUAUGGAGAGUUGUGGUAAUGGUAAAAACGGUGCCUUGGAAAAGCAAACUCAAGAAAAAAUUGAAAGUAUAAAUAAUGGUAAAAUGGGUUAUUUUAUAGGCCAAAAAAUAGGAAAAAAAGGUACUUCCCAUAAAAAGUCACAGUUCAAAUCAAAGUCAGAGAAGAGUGACACUGAAACUGAGAAAUGUCACUCUCCUAACAUCCAUGCAAGAAAGUCACGACCCAAGAAAAGGAUGCAUGAGAGUGUUAGUGAAAAUGACCAGGAUAACUCCCCAGUCACUUCCAGUAAAAAAUCACAGCACACAAAAAGGUCACAAGAGAGUGAGAGUGAAGAUGAACAGGAUAAUUUUCCAAUUAUUUCCAGUAAAAAGUCAUGGUCUAAGAAAAGGUUACAAGAUAGUGAGAGUGAAAAUGAACAGGAUAACUUCCCUGUCACUUCCAGUAAAAAAUCACAGCACACAAAAAGGUCACAAGAGAGUGAGAGUGAAAAUGAACAGGCUAAUUUUCCAAUUAUUUCCAGUAAAAAGUCACAGCUCACAAAAAGGUCACAAGAGAGUGAGAGUGAAAAUGAACAGGAUAAUUUUCCAAUCAUUUCCAGUAAAAAGUCACGGUCUAAGAAAAGGUUACAAGAUAGUGAGAGUGAGAAUGAACAGAAUAACUCCCCAGUUAUUUUCAGUAAAAAGUUGCAGCUCACAAAAAGGUCACAAGAUAGUGAGAGUGAAUGUGAACAGGAUAAUUUUCCAAUUAUUUCCAGUAAAAAGUCACAGUCUAAGAAAAGGUUACAAGAGAGUGAAAGUGAAAAUGAACAGGAUAAUUUUCCAAUUAUUUCCAGUAAAAAGUCACAGUCUACGAAAAGGAAACACGAGAGUGAAAGUGAACAAUGUAGUUCUCAAAAAACUUUAAGUGAAAAGACUUUUGAAAGUAAUAGUGAUGAAGAAAAAAACAUUAGUUUUGAAAAUAAUAUAGCAAAAAACAUAGAUAAUAGAACGAGUAGCGAUGAAGAUGAAAAACCUCUUUCUCUUCUUGGGAAAACAGCUGGAUCAUCUUCUAGUAAAAACAAACUUCAAUUGAAGCAUGGUUCACAAAGCUCCUCAGAUAAAUCUUCAGAGGAUGACUUGGAUCAAAGUGAAAAUGAAGAUUCUAGGAGAGGCAAAAAGAGAAAACGACAAGAAUCGGGAAAGAGUAGCAUAAAACCUGUUCACAAAAAAGCAAAGAUUUCUCCAGAAAGUAAGAGAAAAACUGAUGAUGAUGAUCCACGGAUCAAACGCCUCAAAAGAUACAUUUCCACAGCAGGCCUGAGAAUUAAAUAUGGAACAGUUUUUGAAGGAUGUAAGACGAGGAAGAAGAAAGUGGAGAAACUGCUCCAAAUUCUAAAGGAUGAAGGCCUGAAAGGUAAGCCUACCUUGAAGAGUUGUAAAGCCUUGAAAAAAAAACGAGAAAAGAAACAAGAAUUAAAAGAACUAGAUGUUUCAAACAUCAUUGAUACAAAUGGAGAGCGACCACGAAGAGGAGUCAAGAGCCUCUACCUAGAGAAGCAGCCAUCGAGAAUCACGGAAGAAAUGGCACAAGUGAAAAAAACCUUUUCCAGAUUAAAAGAAAUUAUUGAAAGUGAAGAAAGUGACUAAAGUGAAGGAAGAUCAAGUCUAAAUAACUUGUGUAACAUGCUUUUAAACUUGAGAUUUGUCACUUUGUUGUGUGGUAUUAUCAAACUGAACUAUGUUUGACUGUUUUUUUAGUUCUUUUUUACUGAAUAAUAAGCACAAUACUGAUAUUUUGAUACUGUUCAAGUAUACGGAGGAAGAUUUUGUUUAAACAGUGAAAAAAACAUCACUUAUUAAAUUCUUGAACUAACAUAUUUUUCAUUCAUUUCCAGUAAUAUUCAUAUAGAUUCUGGUAUGGCUAUAAUUCAGGUUGUUUCAACCGAGUAAACAUCGUAACGAAAGCUAAUUGUUCAAAAAGACUGUUACAUCAUCCUGGCUAAUUAAAAGCUACAUAGGUUGAGUAGAAGAUUAAGAUGAUAACUAAUCAAAACAACUUUUCUGUAACUGUUGAGACUGAAUACAGGCAAAAUUCUUACUAUGGAUAUUUUUAAUAUUACAUACUUGAUUUUUGAUCAACAAAGUAAAAUAUUAAUAAUGAAACUUGUUCAGUGAAUUUUGGCAUUUUUUGGUUUUCAUUAAACUUUUGGCUUCUAACAAAUAUAUUAGUUUCAUAAUUUUAUUAUCAAAUGCCAUUAGUGAUUAAAGAAACAGACACUAACCCUCAGAAUUCAGAAAAGUUUGAUAUUUAAGGAAGUUAACAAAUCUUAUUUACUAAAGUCUGUAAAUUGUGAACUGGUUUUUUGAGAAUUAAUUCUAGAACCAAAUGCUCUUAAUAAAGUUUCAAAUGUUUAAGUACUGAAGAUAAAAAGUAAAAAUUAAAUUCAUUUUGAAAAGUAUCUGGCUACUAAUAAAAAGAUGUUAAUAAAUUAUUCGGAAUUUUACACACUCACGUUGCCACCUAUAACCACAUAUAUUUAGUUGAGCUGUUUGUGGAAAUUAUUAUCAGAUGAUAAGAACUGUUAUUUUUAUGUUGCAAAUUUUUAUUACUUUAAUGUGCAUAUUUAAUAUUGAAGCAUAUUUUUGUUGUGAAAAAAAUUAUUCUUGAAUAUGACUAGUUUUUGAAUUUUGGGAAUGUUAAUAAAAGAAUUAACAGCCAGAAGUUCAGCACUGUAUCUUAUUGCAUAUUUACGUGCUUUUUCAACAUAGAAAAAAAAAUUAUUAUUGCAUCCUCUUAUAAAAGUCUUAAGACGGAAAUAGAAAAACGGGGUGCAGUAAAGUUUAAGUACGAACGAACUGUUUAUAUAAAUUACUUUCAGUUCAUAAUAUUUCUUCAUUUUAUGUUUUUCUUUGGAAUUUGAACAUCAAUCAUUAAUGUAUAGGUCAACGCGGGAGGAAGGAAGACUUUCUGAAGAACAGUGAAACAUCAGGUUAUUAUCUUGAGCUAAUUGGUUGCACCAGAUCAAUUUGAUUAGCUAAGCCUUCAGUUAAAUUAACUAAACCUUCAUUUUUUUAAGUCAUACUUAAAAUUAAAGGUACUUUCUUGCAUUGAAACUCAAAUGUUUAUACUUUAAUUUUAAAGACCAAAAACUAUGUUUGCAAUUGUUUUACCCCUUACACAAUACAUUUGAGAAGUAUGUAGAAAUAGCCAGUCAUUCGUUAAUUAAACUGUGCUUCGACAUAAACUGCAAAAUUAACAGCCGCCAUUACUAAAGUAAUAUUAAAGUACUUAGGCUAAGUUAUGGCCGUUGCAAGCGUAUGUGUGAUCUAGGUCUUUAGAUUAUUUUUUCCGUAAAUUAGGCGUAAGAGGCUAGACCAAAAAAAAAUUAAAUAUCUCAGCUUGACUCAAGGCCCUAUUCCAUAAUUUAUAUUAUAUUUGUUUGAUCAAAAAAGAAUAAGAUAUACAGUCGAUUGUCCGAAAAUUACAACGAGAAAGAAAAAUAAUUUAUGUAUAUCAAAUUACCUUUCGACAGUGCUUCAGCAGAACUCCUCGUUGAAAUAAUUAAUAUUUCUCAAACAUUU